Messenger RNA from Fusarium venenatum, 1545 nucleotides. NCBI's taxonomy places the organism in Eukaryota, Fungi, Ascomycota, Sordariomycetes, Hypocreales, Nectriaceae. The record is from RefSeq and is a predicted model, not a curated record.
AUGUCUGAGACCCUACCUGAAGCAACAUUCAGUCCUGAUAAACAUCACCUCCAGCCAUUACUUCUUUUCAAGCUUCCUGACCUAGAGCUUUACCUGAAUGCAGCACCAAGGUAUCUGCUUGAUAGCUUCCUUGCGCUUACCGUACGACACAGCACGCAUGCCUUCUAUCGGGGUCAACAAGCUCGAGCCGUCGAAUACUACACUUCUUCCGCACAGCAAACAGUUAUCAGCCUUGCUUCACAGGGUAUUCCAAGGUUGGAGGUUGUCCAGUCUAUUUGCUUGCUUGUUCUGGUUGAUAUCGCGGGGCGGGCGUGGAUGACUAUCGGAACUCUGUCUCGUCUUGAAGCUCUACGUAAGAUAUCACAGCCCGCACUUGCAGAGUCAUCACCCGACCGCGAAGCAAGUCUUGGGUGCCAUUGGACUGUUUUUCUUUUAGAGCAGACUUUCACACCUCUGGAACGAAGUAGCAAUCAUGAUGACAACGAAGCAAAGUACCCGACAAGCGCGCCGAUACCUCCAUCUUUACCACCCGUUGCCGACGGUGAAUACCCACCAGAUCUUUUCUCAGACGAUCCAUCAGAGGAUCUUGGUAUAACAGCGUAUUAUAUCAAAAUCCUUGGGAUAUGGGGUCAUUUAUCAACGUAUCUUCAUCAAAUUCGAACCGGCAAGGCUGAAAAUGCGUGGUCUCCUGGAUCGAUGCAUUACAUACUUUGCGCUCAGCUUUACGAGUACGAUUCAAAGACGCCUCAUAUUCAUCUUCUGCGAAGUGUGCACUUCACCAAGCGCCAUUCGCAUGAUCUGAACGAGCGCCGUGAGUACUGGAUCCCAUGGGUUCUACAGCAAGUCACAUCUCAUGCAACUACCGCAAUCCUAAACCAUCCAUUUGUUCAUCUUGUGGCGAUGCGCAAACGACUGCAAGGUCUGCCACCACGCCAAUUUCUUCAACAAACCGUAGAUCUGACUUUGUACCAUUCGGCUUGGGUAUUCAAGUUCCUCCGCUUCUGCGAAGAUAAUGACGUUGGAAUAUAUGACCCCUUGGUUGGUAAUUUAGUGGCUGUUGUUGCAACUAUACCGUGGUUGUUUCAGCGUGCAAUCGAUCAAAAGAUUGCACACAAAGCAAAGGACGAUUUCGCAUGGUGCAAGAAUUUUCUUGAGACCCUCUCAACAACCUGGCCACAUAUUAGACACAAACUUGAACUGCUGAAAAGUCUGGACUCCAUCGCAGAGAACAAUUCACAGUCGCCCAGCGCUAAAGGCAUAUCAAUCGUCUUCCAUCCGCAUGUUUUUUGGGCGUUGGUCGAUCCCAAAAUUAGUCAGAUAACGCCAUCAGCAGCUUAUGCUCAAGGGCUUGAUCUUUUCCAGGAUGGCACAAUCCGAGUUUCGACGCAUUACAUACAGCCGCUAGUGGAUAUCCAAGCUCAACACUCUCACAAUGUUGACGAUAUAUAUGAUCCGUUCACAUUAGAUGCUGGGGCCUUGGAGCAAAUCAACUUGGAUGACGUUUUUGCGAGUUUUUUGCCUACACUAGACGAAACAGACUUAUAG